Salvelinus fontinalis (brook trout) is the source of this 5086-nucleotide messenger RNA. Its product is annotated as dolichyl-diphosphooligosaccharide--protein glycosyltransferase subunit 1-like. The transcript has 10 exons. The record is from RefSeq and is a predicted model, not a curated record. The coding region runs from base 1576 to 3384 and encodes 602 amino acids. Gene Ontology annotation, cellular component: membrane; oligosaccharyltransferase complex. NCBI's taxonomy places the organism in Eukaryota, Metazoa, Chordata, Actinopteri, Salmoniformes, Salmonidae.
CCAUGAUAUCAUAGAAGAAGAACCAUUUAGCCUGGGAAGCAACCAGUUUACGCCAUUACAAACACUUAAUUCCGGUGUUCUGUCGAAACGGCCCCUCCUAGGAAAUGCGUUUGAGAACUUGAUAUAGCUAGCUGAAGUGGAAUAGAAAGAAUCGCAAGAAGCGAGAUCAGCGUGUUUUGAGAGAAAAAGAUGGCGGAAGCAGAUGAUGAAGUGGAUUCUGAAUCUAAUGGCGGUAGAAUCAAGGAGAAUUGGAAUAUUGUCCAAAAUAAUGGAAAACGGAGAAAAGUAGUAUACAAUGAUGAUAAUUUCACUUUGUAUCUUGUAGGACUACGGAUUAUUAAUGAGGAGCAACUGAUCGAAUGACCAAUCUUGAGGAAUCCAUUGGAGAUAUCCAAACUGGUGGAGAGAGUGCAGGGUAGAGUGAAGGCUGUGGGGAUCAGGAAAGGCGGGCUUGUUUAGAUUGUAUGUGCUUCAGCGGAUCAGAAGAACGUGUGUUGCGUCUCACCCGAUUUGAUACGUUUGAAGUGUCGUGUGUGUGUCUCUUAGGAACAGGGCACCCCUCAAGGGGGUUAUUGCUGGUGUCUCGUGGGAAGUGGAUGUUGAAGAGAUUAAAAAUAUUCCUGGAGUGAUUGAUGCACGUCGGCUGAAUCAUGUGGGGAAUUAAGAAAAAGAGAAGAGUCUAUCUGUUCUUUUGUUUUUUGAUAUGGAGUCUCUCCCUAUUCAAGUGCUGUUAGGGUAUAUUAACUACAGAGUCAGGUUAUUUAUCCAAAGACCAAUGCAGUGUGAUCAUUCUAAAGCUUUUGGUCAUGUAUCAAGUAUUUGCAUACGGGAGAACCCUAGAUGUCCAAGUUGUGGAAAAUAUCAUAUCGUGUUAUAAAAGUGAUGAAAAUGUGACAUGUUGCAAUUGUGGUGGGAACCAUGAAGCCACGUCUUUCGAAUGCCCCACAAGGGUGAAAGAGAAUGAGGUGGCCAAAGUUAGGGCUGUCCAGAGCAUUUCAUAUGCAGCAGCUGUUAAAGUUAAGGGUUUGAAUGGUUCACCUGAAGAGUCCAUGGUGGUGGAUAGUCUUUCACUGCAGGGGUUACAUUUCACGAGCAGGAUCCUGACAUUGUAAAGGUUAAGAAGGUGGCCUUUAUAGCUAUGGUGAUUAAUUGCCCUGCCAAGGUGGAGAGAAGGUCCAGGAAGAUAUAAAUCAUUGUGGAUGCGGCAGUGGUUCCUUGGGCUGAAAGAUUUCUCGGUGAAGGAGUUAUAUGCAAUAUUGUCACAAGCCGUAGGGAGAUUUGUUUUGUCAAUGUACUUUUUUCUAUUUGGGUGGAUUAAGUUAGUUAUGCAUUUUAUUUUUUACCUUGUUUUGGUUUCAACCCGUCCAGUUGGUGGCGGCAAAACACAUGUUUUGGUUGUAGUCUGUCAUAAAACCCACAGAAGAAGAAGACGAAGAAGAAGUAUACGCCAUUACGUGAGAAAUGAAUUAAGCGUCAUCCUUUCGGGUGCAACUUCGAUCUUAGUGGCGCGCGGCAUUUUUGUUUUUUCCCCCCUCUCUCUAGCUUCAACUAUACAUACUGUUUAAUUAUAUAACAAUGGCGCGAAGCAUACCCUUCUGCACAGUUCCGACUUGUCUGCUCCUUAUCACCGGACUGUGUUAUCGAGUAGCUGCCGACGGGCUGGUGAACGAGGAGGUGAAACGAACAGUGGACCUGAGCACGCACCUCGCUAAGAUAACAGCAGAGAUUCUUCUGUCAAACCAGGGAGACUCGGUGGUACAUAGCUUUAUCUUGGCAGUAGAGCCCGACUUGGCCCCCAACCUUGCGUACGUCGGAGCAUCGGUGAAGAGUGAUGAAGAGGAGGAUGGCAUACUUGAGCUCAAACAGACAAUGAUCCAAGGCCAAAGUGGGGAGUUCUACAAGGUGCAGUUACCCUCCAGUCUGGGUGUUGGCGCUAAGCUGCGAGUGAAGGUGGAGACAGUCCUGAGCCACAUUCUGAGGCCCUUUCCCACCCACAUCACCCAGGCUGAGCGUCAGCUGGUGAUGUUCCAGGGCAACCACUACCUGUACUCUCCAUACCCCACCCGCAGCCAGACCACCCGUGUCCGCCUUGCCUCUAAGACUGUGGAGAGCUACACCAAGCUGGGCAACCCCAGCAAGAGUGAUGAGGCCAUUGAGUACGGCCCCUUCCGUGAUGUCGCCCCAUUUAGUGAGGAUGCCCUGAAGGUCCAUUAUGAGAACAACACCCCCUUCCUCACCAUUAGCAGCAUCACCCGCAUCAUUGAAGUCUCUCAUUGGGGAAACGUUGCUGUGGAAGAGACCAUUGACAUGAGGCACACAGGGGCAUUCCUGAAAGGGCCUUUCUCCCGUUAUGACUACCAGCGCCAGUCUGACAGUGGCAUCUCAUCAGUCAAAUCCUUUAAGACCAUCCUUCCUGCCUCAGCCCAGGAUGUGUACUACCGGGAUGAGAUCGGCAACAUCUCCACCUCCCAUCUCCAGAUUCUGGAAGACUCUGUGGAGGUGGAGGUUAGGCCCCGCUUCCCCCUGUUUGGUGGCUGGAAAACCCACUACAUUAUCGGCUACAAUCUGCCCAGCUACGAGUACCUCUACACCCUGGGGGAUCAGUACGCUCUGAAGAUGAGGCUGGUUGACCAUGUAUAUGAUGACCAGGUGAUCGACUCCCUCACUGUUAAACUCAUACUGCCAGAAGGCGCCAGGAACAUCCAUGUGGAAACCCCCUACCCCAUUGACCGUAUUCCAGACCAGCUGCACUACACUUACCUAGACACCUUUGGCCGUCCCGUGCUGGUGGCGUCUAAAAGCAACCUGGUGGAGCAGCACAUCCAGGACGUAGUGGUGCAUUAUACCUUCAAUAAGGUCCUGAUGCUGCAGGAGCCCCUGUUGGUGGUGGGGGCAUUCUACAUCCUCUUCUUCACUGUCAUCAUCUAUGUGCGCCUAGACUUCUCCAUCACUAAGGACCCUGCUGCAGAGGUUCGUAUGAAGGUGUCCUCCAUCACAGAGCAGGUCCUGACCCUGGUCAACAAGCGUUUAGGGCUGUACCGCCACAUGGACGAGGUGGUGAAUCGCUAUAAGCAAUCUCGAGACACAGGGGCCCUGAACAGUGGCCGCAAGAUCCUGGAGGCCGAACACCGCACCCUCACCAACGACAUCAGCUCCCUGCAGGCCCGCCUCAAAGCAGAGGGCUCCGACCUCGCAGAUAAGGUGGGUGAGGUGCAGAAGCUGGAUGGCCAGGUGAAGGAGCUGGUGUGUCGCUCCUGGCAGGAGGCUGAGCGCCUGGUGGCAGGCAAGGUUAAGAAGGAGGCCUACAUCGACAACGAGAAGACCCUCUCUAGCAAGAGACUGGAGCUGGUGACCCGCAUCGACAGUCUGCUGGACACCCUGUAAACACCACUAUACACGUGUCAGUGUACAAAAAACACACAUGUGCUGCCCCAACUACACAUCUGUUGAUCCGGCACCGCAGUUAUUAUAAAAUAAGAAAUAUUUACCUUUGCACACAUUCACCCGCAAGCUCAUUGUCCAUCCCAGUCACAAAGUACACACACUAAAGGAACCUGUAGGUGCAUGCAAACACUUGUGCCUUUGUGCCUCGCUAGAAACACAACAGCGUUAUGCUUCACACCACAGGAAAUGCUUGCGUCACACCUUACAUGGCAGUCUAAGUUAAAUUGCGAGGAAGAGCUCUGUUGUUCGUCAGAGUAAAUGCAGAAUUUUCAUGUUUAAAUUUGGUAUCUUAGGCCUCCCGGGUGGCGCAGUGGUCUAAGCACUGCAUCACAGUGCUAGCUGUGCCACCAGCCGGCUGCGACCGGGAGGUCCAUGGGGCGACGCACAAUUAGCCUAGCGUUGCCCGGGUUAAGGAGGGUUUGGCCGGUAGGGAUAUCCUUGUCUCAUCGCGUACUAGCGACUUCUGUGUCGGGCCGGGCGCAGUGCGCGCUGACCCCAUCGCCAGCUGUACGGUGUUUCCUCCGACACAUUGGUGCGGCUGGCUUCCGGGUUGGAUGCGCGCUGUUAAGAAGCAGUGCGGUUGGGUUGUUUCGGAGGACGCAUGGCUCUCGACCUCCGUCUCUUCUGACCCCGUACGGCUGUACAGGAGUUGUAGCGAUGAGACAAGACAGUAACUACUAACAAUUGGAUACUAGAAAAGGGGGGUGAAAAAAAUAAACAUUUUGAAUCUUUUAUGUAUAUAAUAUUUUUUUUUUAACCUUUUUUGAAUGGUUGUCGGUGGUGAUAAGGGUGGAGUAGUCAUCAGUGCCCCUGAAAUAAGGGAUCCCUUGUGAGUCAAACAGUCUCUAAAUGUCUUCGUCAUAUUCUUUGCACUUACGAACUAUUGUUACUUCCCCCUGGCUGUUAUAUUUGAACAAAGUUGCAGCUCUGAAACGGUGUGGACCACAAUCCAAAGGGUUACCAUCAUGUUAAGUUUCUCAUUGUCCCUCUGUAAUAUUUUCUAACAUUUUGUAUAAUUUCUUUUUGUAAAUGGUAUAUUUUCUUUGAUAGGAGAUUAGGCCAUGUGUGUGGGAAAUAGUAUGGGGCAGUCGAAGACGUUGAGUGAUAAUGUAUGUGAACCUGUAUCGUUAGUAAAUGAAAUGGGGGAAAAUGAACCAAGUUUGAAACAUUGUCUGACAACUGUUUUAAAAUACAAAUGAUUCCUCCACUUUUAAAACUCUUGAGUGAAGUAACCUAGUUCCACCAACUGAGGGCACUCUUGCUCAAUAUAUUUUCCCCAUCUGUGGUGGGAAAGUGAGGCUUUUGUCUUGAGAAAGGGAUAGUGCCUACAAAGUUUGCACUAUUUUAAUAUGGAAGCAACCCCAAAUAAAACCACUGGUGCUCAAUUCAUAUGUGAUCCAUGUAAAUGUGGCUUGCUGAUUCUCUCUUAAUCAUGGGGAAAAAUUGGCUUGUUCUUUAAUUUUGCUGAUCACAUCAAAUAAUUAUAUUAUUGAAGACACUAAAUCGUGGCUCACCUGUCAAUUAAUAAACGAGAGGGAAAUGGUGUGUUGAAUUCUCCAUUACAUUCAAAGAUGUCACAUACUGUAUAUGACAUGUACACUGCUCAAAAAAAUAAAGGGAACACUUAAACAACACAAUGUAA